CUCCCGAAGAGCUUGCUGUCACGGGUCGUGACAGUGUGAGGUUCAUGUGCGCAACUCCUGGUUCGACUGGACAGUUCGAACCACAGUCCCUCUUUUGAGGGUGUUACGCAGUGGUCAGUUGCGCCCACCCGCGACACUUGCUGCGUAAGCCGAGCUCUAUUGACGGUCCUUCUCGCCUGCCGGCAAAGCCACCCCAAAGGUACUCCAAAGCACUCUGCGAGACUACAGUAUGUCUUCGUCUGUUCUGGCCUCUUCACAUCAUCACCAAUCCUUCUUAACGCGCCUCACUGCAGCUUCAGCCGUCCGCGACUACCGGUUUGUUCACUCCCAGAAGCCUGUCCUCAAAGCAGACAUGCUCAGCCGAAAGCUCCUCAUGGAUCGCUAUAUCCGGUCCGCUUCCGAAGUCUCCGAUCCUUUCUAAUCCCACUACGCCUUCUUCGCCGACGCCGACGCGAAAAUAGACCCCAUGAGAGACGCCUUCAUGACUUACCUGCCAGUGAGGCAGGUUUACUCGCGAGAAGAGAGGCAACAGCGAUACAAGGAGUUUAACCUAGGGAAGAAAUCACAGCAGGUAUCCAAGUUUGUGGACCGAUCGGUGCGAAUGAUCGUUUCGAUACGGGCGGUCUGGUCUUGGUACUUCCAAUCGCCGUCAUGUACUUGCAGCCGUCGCUGGCGAAAAGCCUGAUUACAGUAUCAGCAGCAGUAUCUCUAUUUGCGUUUGGGCUGUCGUUUGGGGUUCGCG
Parathielavia appendiculata is the source of this 742-nucleotide messenger RNA. RefSeq lists its product as uncharacterized. Lineage: Eukaryota; Fungi; Ascomycota; Sordariomycetes; Sordariales; Chaetomiaceae. Bases 230 to 421 code for a protein of 63 amino acids. The record is from RefSeq and is a predicted model, not a curated record. The transcript has a single exon.